AUGGCAGAGCUCAAUUUCAACGUGGAUCACGGAUAUCUGGAGGGUCUAGUUCGCGGAAUGAAGGCAGGAAUCUUGACUCGCACCGACUAUCACAAUCUGGCCCAGUGCGACACACUUGAGGACAUGAAGCUGCAUUUGCAGAGCACAGACUACGGUAAGCUGCUGUCCACCUCUGAGGAGGACUUGACUGUGUCUCUAGUGGACAGCAAGCUGAGGGACAGCCUGGUGACUGAAUUCAGCUGCCUUCGCUCCAAUGCGCUGCCUCCCCUAUCUACCUUCCUCGACUAUAUAACUUACAGCUACAUGAUCGACAAUGUGGUGAUGCUGAUCACCGGAGCUCUGAAACAGAGGGAUGUGGCAGAGCUCCUCCCGCGGUGUCACCCACUGGGAGCUUUUGACCAAAUGGCAGCAGUGGGCAUCGCUCGUACCCCAACUGAGCUCUACUCGGCCAUCCUGGUGGACACACCACUAGCUGAUUUUUUCCAGGACGCUGUAUCUGAGUCCAAUCUGGAUGAAAUGGAAGCUGAGAUCCUCAGAAACAAACUGUUUAAGGCAUAUUUAGAGUCUUUCCUCUUCUGCAAGAACAUUGGUGGCGCCACAAAAGAUACAAUGUGUCCUGUCCUGGAGUUUGAGGCAGACAGACGAGCCUUCAUCAUCACAGUGAACUCCUUUGGGACAGAUCUCAGUGGUGCAGACAGAAGUGCACUCUAUCCAUCUUGUGGCAAACUUUACCCUGAAGGGCUACAACUGCUGGCCAGAGCAGACGACCACGAGCAGGUCAAAGCAGUGGCUGACUGUUACCCAGCAUAUAAAGUCAUCUUUGAUGACCCUGAGCCAGGAUCAGGUUUUAAGACUCUGGAGGACAGAUUCUUUGAACAAGAGGUGAAGCUGAACACACUUGCUUUCCUGCAGCAGUUCCACUUUGGAGUAUUUUACUCCUACAUCAAACUGAAGGAACAGGAGAGUCGCAACAUCGUCUGGAUCGCCGAGUGUGUCACACAGAGACAGAAGUCAAAGAUACACAACUACAUACCCAUCUUUGAGGGAAAAAAUUAA
This is a messenger RNA of Plectropomus leopardus (leopard coralgrouper), 1056 nucleotides long. Its product is annotated as V-type proton ATPase subunit d 1-like. The record is from RefSeq and is a predicted model, not a curated record. Gene Ontology annotation, cellular component: proton-transporting V-type ATPase, V0 domain. Lineage: Eukaryota; Metazoa; Chordata; Actinopteri; Perciformes; Serranidae. Gene Ontology annotation, biological process: proton transmembrane transport. Gene Ontology annotation, molecular function: proton-transporting ATPase activity, rotational mechanism.